Messenger RNA from Pyrus x bretschneideri (Chinese white pear), 2179 nucleotides. RefSeq names its product protein WVD2-like 7. Lineage: Eukaryota; Viridiplantae; Streptophyta; Magnoliopsida; Rosales; Rosaceae. Bases 252 to 1889 code for a protein of 545 amino acids. The record is from RefSeq and is a predicted model, not a curated record. The transcript has 9 exons.
GCACCAAUAAUCCGAAGUCUCAUCUCAAUCUCCAAUUCUCUUUGCGGCCCUGCCGGGGUCCCUCCCAACUUUUCCACGACACUUUUCAUUUCAAAUUUCAAAUUUCGAAAUCGACGACCACGACGACGACCAUCCUCACGAUUUAUGCGAAUCGUAAAUCCGACAUUUGAUUAAACAAACAGAAGGGUUUGGUUUUUUUGCCUCAGAGUUUGGAUCUUUGGGACGACAACAUCGAAUUCAUCCCAGAAAUCAUGGGAGAAUCGACGUGUCUAAUGCAGCCGUUCUCCUAUGCUUCCGGCAUCCCCAACGACGCAUACGAGGGGAACCCGAUUCAUGCUCUCGGGCAGUCAGUGUCGUUCGGGAGGUUCGUGUCGGAGUCCGUAGCUUGGGAUAAAUGGUCGACAAUCUCGCACAACCGCCAUGUGGAGGAAGCCGAGAGGUACUCCCGCCCCGGUUCAGUUGCGCAGAAAAAGGCUUUCUUUGAAGCACAUUACAAGAAAAUUGCUGCUCAAAGAGCCGCUGCGGUGCUUGAACAAGCCAAUGCCAAUGCCAAUGCUAAUGCUGCUGCUGCAUUGGAAAAUACCCCCGAAACCAAAUGUGAAAGUCGGGAUCUUAAGACGAGGAUUUCAUCCUCUGAAGUGUUCGUCGAUAAGCAAAGGGAAGAGAAAGAGGGAGGGGAGGUCUACGAGCCAAAUCAAGAAGAAGAAUGCAUUGGUAAAUAUACCAAUGACUAUAAUGCAAACACUGAAAUGGAAAAUUUUGGAAGCAGCAAGGUGCACCCUAUAGAUCAUGAAGACCAAGUUUUGGUGGUGAAUUCCGCUGAGGUAGAACUUUCGAGCCGAAGUGCUGAUAACAAGAAGGAGGUAAACGAAAUGGAUCUCACCGGCACUCCCCAGAUCGAAAUGCCUCUGUUGAAGCAAAGUUACAGCUCGAAUCAAGAAGCUUCGACACCAGUGAAAGCGAAAAAAACCAGACCUUUUAUUUCCUCCAAAUCAUCAUUAACAUAUCAUAAAGCACCCAAGGUCCCAUCUUCUCCAACCAAAUCCACUGCUCCUAGUUGUUCCAGAAAGGAUGACAUUAUCACUCCAUUGCGUAAAUAUCCGGAUGCAGAACUGGAGGACAAGAAGAAAUCAACUCCGAAAUCAAUUCACAAGUCGGUCAGGUUUACACCUAUCAGGGAGCUUUCUAGGCUGACUUCAAACGUCAUCAGGAAGAUUGAAAACUCAAGAGCUGGUGCUAGUUCUUCCAAGAAAUCGAAAGAUUGCCCGACUCCUCUGAGGACUCCAACUACGGUAUCUAAGAAUGAGGUGCGCCAGCAUUCCACCACCACCCCAUGUUCAGAAAAGAGAAGGGCCAAAACACCACUUGAUCCCUCAGCUAGUGGAACCAAAACUCCUGUGUCCAAAUGGCGUUCACUCCGCACAGAUUGUUCAAAGAUUUUGAGUGCCUGCAGAAACAAGGCGAGGUCCCCAUUUUCAUCGGCCCCCUUCACCUUAAAAACUGAAGAAAGAGCUGCAAGUAGAAAGAAGAAGCUCGAAGAAAAGUUUAAUGCGAAUGAGGAACAAAAGGUGCAGGCGCAAAGAAAACUCAAGGAGAAAGAAGAAAAAGAGAUUGGAAAGUACCGCCAAACGCUUUGCUUCAAGGCCAGGCCACUUCCUGAUUUCUAUAAAGACAGAAAAUCACCAAAGAAGGAGAUACAGAAGGUUCCAGUUACUCCUCAGUCAAAGAAUCCAAGCACAGUUGAGAGCUCAACGCCUCGACCUCCUAGUGGAGCUUCAAUCAAGAGCAUUAGCCAAGGAAGGAAUAACCGAACCCCAACUCGUUCUCUCAUUUCACGAUCCAUUAAGACUACUCGCGAGAAUAAAUCUCCAAAUAUUCAGCUUGGAUAACAUAAGCCUGAAAACAAGUUUCUGUUGGAGCAGAAGCGAGAAGUAUUGGUCCUGCUCAAAGCUUCGAGCAACUUUUAGAUAGUCUUGAUUGCACCGCAUACCAACAUGAGUUUGCCUGAGACACAGAAACAUGCAUAGAGAUUGUGAGCAAAUUCGUUCUUGUAUGAAGAGUGUAGUUUGUAACUAGUAGUCGUGUAGCAUGAUUUGUUUAAACUCGAGGAAAUGUAGAAAUUUUGUAAAGCAGCAAACCUGGAAUUUCCACUCAUCAGAAUCUCAUAAAUUUCAAUGCA